AUGCUGACGUGUAUAGCUCGUUCUAAACAACCCGGUGAUGACUCACUCAGUCAACUCGAUGACGACUCAGCCGUCGCGACCACCAAUCAUCCGUCUUCGGCAAAACACAACCAAGCCAUCAAAUCCCUCACUUCUCAGUUGAAGGACAUGGCAUUAAAGGCAUCAGGCGCGUACCGCCACUGCAACCCUUGCACAGCGCCAACAACAACAACAACAACAACAACUACAACUACUAUUCAGAGUCGACUCAGAAACAACUCGACUGAGUCGGACGCUGAGUCGGAGAAAUUCAGGUGGUCGCUACGGCGGACGGGAAGCUCGAGCUCGACUACACCGCGUACGUGGGGAAAAGAGAUGGAGGCGAGGCUGAAGGGAAUAUCGAGCUCCAGUGGUGAAGGGACUCCGAAUUCGGUUAACGGUAGCGGGCGUCGGGUCGACCCGCCAAUAGUGUUCGUUGAAGAAAAGGAGCCUAAAGAAUGGGUGGCCCAAGUGGAGCCCGGUGUUCUCAUCACUUUCGUUUCGCUUCCAAGGGGAGGGAAUGAUCUCAAGCGGAUACGCUUCAGUCGAGACAUGUUUAACAAGUGGCAAGCUCAAAGAUGGUGGGCAGAGAACUACGACAGGAUCAUGGAGCUUUACAAUGUCCAGAGGUUCAACCGCCUAGCAUUUCCGCUUCCUACGCCCCCAAGAUCCGAGGAUGAGAGCACAAAGAUGGAAUCUGCAGAAGACAGCCCCGUCACACCACCACUGAAUAGAGAACGGCUACCUCGUAACUUGUAUCGUCCAACAGGGAUGGGAAUGGGGUACUCAUCCUCAGAUUCGCUUGACCAUCACCCAAUGCAAGCCCGUCAUUACUGUGACUCUAUUGGUCUCACCUCGACCCCAAAACUCUCCAGCAUCAGUGGAGCUAAGACAGAAACAUCGUCAAUGGAUGCAUCUAUAAGAAGUAGCUCAUCAAGGGAGGCUGAUCGCUCAGGAGAGCUUUCCAUCAGCAAUGCCAGUGAUAUGGAGACCGAAUGGGUUGAGCAGGAUGAACCAGGUGUUUACAUCACCAUCAGAGCCUUGCCUGGUGGCAAAAGAGAGCUCAGACGAGUCAGAUUCAGCCGAGAAAGAUUUGGGGAGAUGCAUGCAAGAGUGUGGUGGGAAGAGAACCGAGCCAGGAUACACGAACAAUACUUGUAA
Dovyalis caffra is the source of this 1179-nucleotide messenger RNA. Lineage: Eukaryota; Viridiplantae; Streptophyta; Magnoliopsida; Malpighiales; Salicaceae. The record is from the annotation of a GenBank genome assembly.